This is a messenger RNA of Naegleria gruberi, 3462 nucleotides long. RefSeq lists its product as uncharacterized. Lineage: Eukaryota; Heterolobosea; Eutetramitea; Acrasida; Naegleriidae. The transcript has 2 exons. The record is from RefSeq and is a predicted model, not a curated record. Bases 1 to 3462 code for a protein of 1153 amino acids.
AUGAAUGAAAUAUUGAGUAGACUUGAUGAAGCGAGUGAAUCCUCGUCAUUAUCACCAAAGGAUCUAUUGAAAUAUUUAAAGGAACAGGAGCAAACUAUUGAAUUGUUGAUCACCAACCAUCGGAACGAUUUUAACUUUAAUCAAUUUGUUUUGAAAAUUAUACAUCAUGCUCACAAGUGUGGAUUUGAAGAGUUGGUGAGGUUGAUAUUUGAAAGGAUUCAAAGUGAUGAUUUAUUACGAAUUUUAAAAGAAUCAUUGGAAAAUUAUAUUCUUUCUAAUGAUGAUUCUACUUUAUGUAGUGUAAAUAAUUUAUUCAUGGGGUUGAGAUCUUUUCAAUCACCAUUUGGAAUGCUUUCGGAAAUGGUUAGAAAUAAUGUACAUAAUAAUUACCUAUCAAAGCAAUACGGAGAUAAGAAUCAUGUAUAUACAUUCCUCAAAUAUUGCUUCAAUGAAUUUGUAAAUAUAGUUUUUUGCAAUGAUCCAUACUCCUUUUUCAAAAGUUUGCUGUAUAGCUUGAUUGUGAUUAGGAAAGAGGAAGUUGGAAAGCGAAGGAAAACAGUACAAGGAGCAGAUGUAACCAGCAAGGGGUUAUACCAAUUCAAUUUUAAGAACAUAUUACAAUUGUGUGAUACAAGCGCUCUGAGGAAACAAUUCUUUGGACUUCUUAUUCUAGUAGUAUUGGAAAUACCACAAGAAAAAUUGGAAACUCUACUUCCCUCAUUCAUAGAACAGGAAAUUUUAGAAAAUGAAGAGAUUCUUGGAUUAUUAUUGGAAACUCUGAAAGAAAAGAAUGUUGAAAAUAGUACUAUUGCAAUGAUUUAUAACGCCUUGGUAGUUUUGGAAGAUGAGUUAGGACGUGAAGAGGAAAGUAGAGGAAUUAACUCGUUUUGUAAAGUCUCUACAAUGAAAGACAAGAUCUUGAACGAUUAUCCAAAUAUGUUCUACUCUGAAGAUGAAGUAUUCUUGAGAGAAAUCAAUGCUACAAACAACUUUGAUGUCAUCAUUUAUCAGCUUGAGGCAAAAUCAAUUGAGGAUCUGUUGAAACUGUUAAGUUUAUCUGACAAUACUCAUAAUUUGACGAACUCAACAUUGGCUUGCAUUUUUAUAAUAAUUGAACGAAUAAUGAGUGGAGCAAUUGAAAGCUCUCUUACCGAAAAAUUAUUGUUAGCACAACAGAUCAAAGAAUAUUUACUUAAAUUUAUCAAUUUUGCAACCACUGAGUUCUGUAAUUAUUACAAAGAUAUUGUACUGGAGGGAAAGGACGUGUUGGAUAUGAAUCCAAAUACAAAGAGAUGGAAAGAAACAAUGGUUAAGAUAUUUCAACUGAUUGGAAAUCUUCAAACAGUUUUCUUUGAUGACAAUAUCACCCAGGAACAAACGGGCUUAGCAUUGCUAUCUGUAGACAAUCAAAUCAUUCAAAACAUUACCUACCUUUACCUGUUUUCCAAAGUAUUGGAAGCCACUGGAUGUGCUGAGCUCAGUAUGGGACUUUCUCAAACACUUCUGAAAUUAUUGAAUAUUUCCAAUACAGAUCACCGAGUAACAAUCAAUAACAACGAUAUCAAAGAGGUUUGUAUCACAUUUUCAUUACCAAAAAAUCUAAAACUCUUAAAGUUAUUCAAUGGAUCACUGUAUAUAACACUCUGUAUUAUGAAGGAUGAAAGCAUGAGAAUUUCAAUGGGAGCGGAGGAAAUUGAGGCAGUCCAAUAUAUGCAUGAUCUUUUCAAAAAGACUGAAAGCAUUUCAAUUCCUAAAAUUACUGUGGAAACUCUUGGUUUCAUGAUGUAUAGUAUUGUAAAUAGCGAAGAAGAGGCGAAUAAUAUUAUUUCCAAUCCCAUGAUGUAUGUUAUUACACGGCUUGGCCCUUUUAGAGAUACUAUUGAAAUCAAGUUAUCUUCCAGUGGAACUGUUAAGACUAAUGUUCCUCAACCUCUUUAUAUGUUGACCAAUCUACAAGCUAUGGAACAGGUUCCUGUGUUCUUCAUGUUUCAUCACCUUCUCAAAACUAAUUAUUUCUUCAAAAUGAUGUCCCACGAAGAUUCAAUUGUUGGAGUUAAACUCUUGAAUUCAGCAGAAAAAACAGGAAAGGUAUUUGAAUUUUUCUCGAUAUAUGUGGAUGCAUGGCUAGACAUAGCAAUGAAUACUGAUUCCCUUAAUUUUGACAAGAUAACAUCCAAAUCAUUGACCAAAGCAAUAUUGGAAAUAUUUAAUCAAUAUAUUUCCGCUAAAGACUCUUUCGAGUCACUUUCAAAUAUUGAUAUGUUUGUCAAUUCCACACUCAAAAUAUUCAAAAGCGAAUUUAUUAAUGAUGCAAGAGGUAACCUUUUGAAAAUAUAUGAUAAGAUAACAGAGAUAGAUAAGGUAGCUCUUGCUUUCUUGGACUCUUUGGAAAGCUUGGAUAACAAGCAUCCAUUACAUAAUUUUUUGGAAAUUUUGGAAAAGAAGCCAAAAGAAGAUGGUGUAACAUUCUCAGUCAAAUAUAAUACUCUAAUGAUUUUUGAGAAAAUGGCCAAGCACAUGAAACGAGUUAUUCCCAAAAAUCCUGAAAAGAUUGAUUCUCUUAUUGAUUUUUUGAAAAAGCAUUCCAUAGUUCAGAGAAUGGUUGCAAUAAUCAAUAUCAAAGAUGUAGAUCCUAAUAUUAGCGAGGAAAGUCUCACUUCAUAUUUCAAUUACUACGAGUCAUUGUUGGAUGCAAUCCUUCCACUCUUGACAGUACUUCCUAAAAACGAGGAAUACUCUAUCAAUUUAAUUUCUGAACCACCUCUCACUACAUUGUUGUGUAAAUUAUUCCAAAAUAACCGAAAGCACAUACUGAAAAAGUUUCCAAAACUAUUGAGCACACUUUUUACUCUCUAUGAGAAGUGUCUACAAAUAUUUGUAGUCUAUUCCAAAACAUCAAAAGAACAUGCAAAAUUAGAAGAAUUGCGUGAGAAACUCUUUUCCAAAUCUUUCAUUUUCAUUAUCAAGACAUGCUUUGUAAAUAUUCCACUGAGUAAUCAAGAUGCUUAUUUGUGGAAAAGAAGUGAUGAUCCUGGUAGAGAUCUUGCUAACUCAUUAAUUAAUAUCAUUUCAGAAAUAACUCAAGCGAUAACUUCUGCUCCAAACUUGUUCAGGAAUUAUUCCCAAGUUUUAGAGGAAAAUGGUGUGUUGCCAAUUUUACAGAAAGUUGAUCUUCCACAUCCAAAAUUGAAAAUUAUUAUUGAAAGAUUAUCCAAUAAUAACUCAUCAUCUCCCUCCUUGAAACAAUAUCCUUCAUUUGCUAAGCCAAGCUCAUCAAGUUCUGUACCACCAGCCACAAAUACACCACCAGCAAAUGACAGCAGUAAUAACUCAAACAAUGCAAGGUUUCAAACUACAAAUGCAUCAUCGUCCACACCAAAACCUCCUGUUUUUAGACCUCCAGAUUCGGCUUCAAAUCAGACAGCUACCAAACAAGUAUUUAAACCACCUCCUAGAAAAUAA